Molecule: messenger RNA, 2099 nt
Organism: Salvelinus namaycush (lake trout)
Lineage: Eukaryota; Metazoa; Chordata; Actinopteri; Salmoniformes; Salmonidae
Product: netrin-4-like
Exons: 10
Coding region: 28-1932 (634 amino acids)
Biological process (GO): cell migration; basement membrane assembly; substrate adhesion-dependent cell spreading
Cellular component (GO): laminin trimer
Molecular function (GO): protein binding
Source: RefSeq, a predicted model, not a curated record
UGUGCUGGUCGGGCCUGUAACCCUCCCAUGGGGAACCUCGCCUUGGGCCGAGGACUACUCACCCAGUCUGUGUGUGGAGCUAACUCCACUGAGCCCUACUGCUCCUACCAGCAGAUGUUUAGUUCUACCCCUUCCUUCCACAGAGACACUUCCUGUCCAGCUGCACCCAAAUGCAGCAAGUGCAACGCAGCUCUCCCCCACCAGGCUCACCUGGCCUCUGCCAUGACCGAUUCCUCAUUCCGAUACCCAGAUACCUGGUGGCAGUCUGCCGAGGGGGCGGAGACAGAAACCCUCCAACUAAACCUGGAGACAGAGUUCUACUUGACGCAUCUGAUCCUGGUGUUCCGCUCCCCCCGGCCCGCCGCUAUGUUGCUGGAGCGUUCUCAGGACCACGGGAGGACCUGGAAGACCCUCAGGUACUUUGCGAUGGACUGUGAGGACACCUUCGGCCUGGCAGAGGAGGCUCGUGUGAAGGAGAAAGGAGAGAGCGGGGCGGCCUGCACCUCCAAAUACUCAGGAGCGUUCCCAUGUACCCGAGGAGAGGUGAUCUAUCGCGCCCUGUCCCCCUGGCACUCACUGGACCCCUACGGCCCAGCAGCCCAGACUCAGUUGAUGGUCACCAACCUGCGGGUGCGUCUGCUGCAGCGCCAGCCUUGCCCCUGCCAGUCUAAAGACCCAGAUACCCAGACACUGCCCACAAACCAUUAUGCCAUCUAUGACUUCAUCGUCAAGGGCAGCUGCCUCUGCAACGGGCACGCCGAGCACUGUGUGCCAGCCAAUGGGUACCGCCCCGCCAGGCAGAGGAUCAAUCACGUGGUCCAUGGGAAAUGUGUGUGUAAACACAACACUGCCGGCGACCACUGUGAGCACUGUGUUCCCCUCUACAAUGACCAACCCUGGCAAGCUGCCAACGGCAUCAUAGGAGCACCUCAUGAAUGCAAGAAGUGCAAGUGUAACGGCCAUGCAGAUAGCUGUCACUUUGACCGUGGUGUGUGGCUGGCAUCGGGACGGCGUAGUGGGAGUGUGUGUGACGUCUGCCGCCACAACACAGAGGGCAGACACUGCCAGAGCUGCCGUAGAGGGUUCUACAGACACGCCAGCAGACCUAGCUCUGCCGCUGACUCCUGCACACCAUGCGCCUGCCACCCUGCAGGGUCUAGACCCGCGAUCUCAGGUGGCCAGGACCUCUGUAACCCUAGCAACGGGGCAUGCACCUGCAGAUCGGGCGUGGGCGGUCCUCUCUGUGACAGAUGCAUUGUAGGGUUCUGGGGCUUCCAUGGUUACGGGUGUAGACCGUGUGACUGUACAGGGGGGGACUGUGACCCCUACACUGGGGACUGCUUGUCUGGCUCAGAUCUGGACGUGUACCAUACAGGAGGUGACAGCCACAUACACAGAGGACCUAGCAGUAGUGAGCUAGCAACACUGUUUAGGGUGGAGGAGCUGUUCUCUGCACUGCACCACUCUGAGAAAUGUCAGUGUAAGGUGAUGACUAUAGGCAGCCCCAAACUCUUCUGUGCCAACGAGUAUGACUACGUGCUGAUGGUGAGGAUCAUGGCGGCCCGUGAUCAGGGCUCCCAUGCUGAGGUGGAGGUCAAGGUAAAGAAGGUCCUGUACCACGGCAGCCAGGUGAACAUCAAGAAAGGUCACAUCACCCUCUACCCAGAAUCCUGGACCACCCGAGGGUGCACCUGCCCCCUCCUUAACCCAGGAUCAGAGUAUCUGGUGGGGGGCCACGAGGACCGGAGGACGGGUCGUCUGCUGGUGAACACCAAGAGCCUGGUCAAACCCUGGAGGCCCAGCCUGGGACGCAAGCUCCUGCACCUCCUCAACAAACACUGUAGCUCUUCCUCCUCCUCUUCCUCUUCAAGGAAGACUGCAGCAGAGAGACUGCAGAAUGCAAACGUCUUUAGUCUGCAGAAGAAAGACUAGAGCCAUGGAACAAGAUGAAGAGAGGGAUAGAGAGAGGGGUGGAGAGUUAAAAGUGAUCCAUGUUUUGGUGGAUUGCAUGAGAAGGACGAUGAGCCGACUAUAAAGACGUGUGAGAGUGUAUUUUUGGACGAAUGUGGGCUGGACAUGGGGAUACAGCCACAGCUCGG